Molecule: messenger RNA, 1293 nt
Organism: Cornus florida
Lineage: Eukaryota; Viridiplantae; Streptophyta; Magnoliopsida; Cornales; Cornaceae
Product: UPF0481 protein At3g47200-like
Exons: 1
Coding region: 1-1293 (430 amino acids)
Source: RefSeq, a predicted model, not a curated record
AUGGAGAACACCGACAACACAAGAAGACAUGUUAAUGAGAGAGGGGAACAAAUUUCAAUUGAUAUACAAGACUCCAUUAACAAAAGGAUAAAUAACCUGCCUCCACUGCCAAAUGAUUGUAGUAUCUUUAGAAUUCCCAAGAGAAUGCGCGAAAUGAAUGAAAAGGCUUACACACCUCAGGUGGUUUCUAUGGGUCCAUUUCAUCGCGGCAAAAUACACUUACAAGCCAUGGAAGAGCUUAAACCGAGAUACUUGCAGUCAUUCCUUAACCGUACUUAUCGCAUGAGUUUGAACAGUUGUAUAAAAACGUUAAAGGAGUGGGAAAAGAGAGCUCGAAGUUAUUAUUCAGAAACCAUUGGGAUUAGCAGUGAUGAAUUUGUGGAAAUGAUGCUUUUAGACGGUUGUUUUAUCAUUGAGGUCUUUUGGAGGUUGUAUCAUCGUAAAAAUAAAGAACCGGAUUACUUAGAUAGGCAAAUUUACAUGAGUGAUCUAUGCAACGACAUGAUCUUACUUGAAAAUCAGCUUCCCUUCUUUGUUCUCAAUGAUCUCUUCGACCUAGCCUUCCCUCCUAGCCCUUGUCAAUCCUCUUCCUUCCUCAUGUUUUCCAUCAGGUACUUCGGAAUGACUGAUAUUGUCAGAGAUAAAAACCCGUCAUUUUCAAGUUCUGAAGUAAAGCAUUUUGUUGAUUUGUUGAGGUUAUGUCACCUACCAUCAUCUCUAAGGUCACUUCCUCAAGGUGACAUUGAUUUUGUGCCGAUACCCAAUGCAACAAAGCUUCAAGAGUCGGGAAUUAAGUUUAAGAAGGGCUCGAGCUAUCGCUAUCCUGACAUAGCACAAACAAGCGAGAAUGUGUUGGAAAUCCCCCCGUUGGUCAUAGCUAACUGGACUGAACCUUUGUUUAGAAACCUCAUGGCGCUAGAGCAAUUUCAAUAUCCAUUUAAUAGUUAUAUAAUAGAUUAUAUAUUUUUUAUGGAUAACCUUAUUGAUUCCGCUAAAGAUGCAGAUUUACUUAUCAAAAAUAAAAUUUUUGGUAACUACCAAGGCGACGGCUCUACAGUGGCAACCCUUUUUAAUAGUUUAACUAAGGAAGUGAAUUUGUAUUGUCCCAACUACUACUUUUAUGAUAUGAGUGAAAAACUGGAUAAGUAUUGCAGCGAUCCAAGGCACGAGUGGAAGGCGACAUUAAAACAUGAUUAUUUCAGUACUCCAUGGAGAACGGCUUCCACCAUCGCUGCAAUUAUCCUGCUUGGACUUACUCUUAUACAAACUAUAUGUUCUGUACUUUCCUUUUAG